This is a messenger RNA of Candoia aspera, 1037 nucleotides long. RefSeq names its product testis-expressed protein 47-like. Lineage: Eukaryota; Metazoa; Chordata; Lepidosauria; Squamata; Candoiidae. The coding region runs from base 145 to 936 and encodes 263 amino acids. The transcript is spliced from 8 exons. The record is from RefSeq and is a predicted model, not a curated record. Gene Ontology annotation, molecular function: blue light photoreceptor activity; FAD binding.
UUGACAACAAAAUGCUCUGUAUGGCUAGAAUCCUGCCUCACAAUUAAUGCAGUGGGUAACCUUAGCCAGGGUGGCUCAUCUAAUACAUUUAUUGUGCCACAGGCUCUGUCUUUCAGUGUCUGGUUUUGUAGAAGGCAGGUCACAAUGCUGAGGUUUAAUACAGGGACUUUAGCACUGGGAAAGCACAAGAAAGGCAAUGAAAUGUGGGAGAAAUGGGAUGAAUCACCAGAUGAAGAGGAGAGGACCAGCUUUCUCAAUCAGCUCCUCCGUGACAGAGUACUUCAUGGCACGGAGGAUACUGGAAAAUCCCUCCUCCACAGGCUGAUCUUUCUGGCCAAGAUCUCACCAGACCUGGCUGAUAAAAGGUAUUUGGCUGAGUACUGGGAACAACUAUUUUUGAAUUUGCAGCGCCACUCUUAUCAGGGAGUGGGUGUCACAGGCCUUUUGCUUCUCUACCCCACCUACAUUAUACACAUACUGGAGUCAUCCAGUGAUGUACUCUACUCUGUCCUGCGGGAUUUGAGGGACAUGGAGCAGCAGAAGAGAGUGCUAGUCCUGGAUGCCAAGAUCCUGGUAAUGUCCCACAAUCUCCCUGCUCGACUCUUCCAACAGUGGAACUAUAAAGUGUUGAACCUACCUGAGAGAUAUCUGAACUAUGAGACUCCUCUUGAGGAGCCAGUGGAGGCUACCAUCUGUGAAUGCCUCACUGCACUCUUGAGACUGGGCAAACAUCUGCUGAAGUAUCCCAAGAACUUGCCAGAUGACUUCUUGGAAGAAGUCCCAGAGUUCAUUGUUUCCCAAGACACCAUUGGCUUCCUCCUGGAAUGUCAAGAGUUAUUGAGUCCAGCUCAGUUCCUACAUCUAUUUGAGUUGCCUCCGAACAUCCAGAUGGACUCAGGCUUUGUGUUUCGAAGUGAUAAUCCAACAUCUGUUUAAGUUCUUCGUAGCCUGCAGGAAGAGACCAUGUUUUCUUUGUCAGAUCGGUUAAAACUCCAUCUCGAUUGGGCUGCUGUGAAGGAGUCCUACAAGAAAGAAAC